Messenger RNA from Ilex paraguariensis (yerba mate), 198 nucleotides. Lineage: Eukaryota; Viridiplantae; Streptophyta; Magnoliopsida; Aquifoliales; Aquifoliaceae. The record is from the annotation of a GenBank genome assembly.
AUGGACUCUUGAAGCUAUUGGUUCACUGGAACCAAGAUUAAGUGCACUAGAAGAUGAUUUUGAGGAGGAGGAAGAAAAAGAAGAGGAUGACCAAAUGGCUGGAUUAGAAGAUGGGGGUCAUGAAAAGGAUUAUUAUCGUGAGAGAAGCCCCACAAGGGAAAGAGAGAGGGAUAGAAAACGAGACAGUCACAAAUACAG